AUGGAAAAAGGAAAGGCCGCAAUGGAACAAGCAAAGAUCCCCAAAGAUGACACAGUUGCCCGGGUGUUCAAGAUAGUCCCAGGCUGCUACUCUGAGCAAUACAAUGGUCUUGUACCGAGUAACCUAGACGCCGAUUGGGACGCAUGGUACUUUUGGUGCCCGCUGCCCGAAGGCGAGUACUAUGCCAAAGAGCUCCUCAACAUGAUGCUUAUUAUGAUGGAUACAGAUGAGUGCUAUGUCAUGAACGCGAGGAUGGACAAGAACCCCGAUUUCAACUCGGGAAUUUAUUGGAUCACUGACGUCGUCGAGGAGGAAUGGGACGGACCUCUUGGUGUCAUGAAGCAGGUUCGAAAAGAGAUCAAGACGGUCCUGAAAGAGAACCGCUUCCCUGAGGACGAGAAACGUCGUAUCAAUCCGGAGGCAUAUGACGCGGCCAACAAGGCCCGUUCUACCAGUCCUAACAACUCGGGCAAUGCAACUCCAGCUGACAGAAAGCCCAGUCCUCCACAGCAAACUUCUCAUCAAGCUCCUCAGAAGGUCCCUCAGCGGUCUUCUCAGCAGGCUCUUCGGCGUCCCAGUAGGCCGUCUAAGGCCAUUCCCAUCGUGAAUCCAAACACUGUUUGUAAGGGACCCGGAGGUGAUCGUGAGAAGGUUGAUUCCUCGAGCCCCAAAGACGUCACUAAGGAUACCCCCCAAAGCACUGGUACUCAGACACCCUCUUCCACCGCUCCACGGCGUCCCUCAAAGACCGUGCCGGUUGCCAAUCCCACGAGUGCUCCUGCCGAGCCUUCUACUAGCGUUCCACCUCCAGCUCCUGCUAUGGUGCCCGCUCCCGCUCCCGCUAGCCAGACCUACUAUGCUCCGGCUGCCAUCGCAGCCCUGUUCCGGUGCACCCUGUAGCAGGGCCUAUCCCUGCUUUCACCGCGGCUCCUAUGCAUGCUCACCCUAUGGCGAGUGUUCCUCCCCAUCCAUACCCCAGCAUGCCCACUCAUGGACCGGUCUACUUCCCUUGUCCUCCGUACCCAGGUGGCAGUUAUGGCCCUCAGUACAAUCCCGUCCCAUACGGUGAUCCUAGGGCUUACAACCAGCCCCCUAUGGUUGUUGAUCCCAGAGCUGCUCCGGUCCCUCAACCUCAUGGCUUUGUUCAGCCUCGCAGAACCAUCUAUAACACUC
Molecule: messenger RNA, 1173 nt
Organism: Aspergillus melleus
Lineage: Eukaryota; Fungi; Ascomycota; Eurotiomycetes; Eurotiales; Aspergillaceae
Exons: 1
Coding region: 1-900 (299 amino acids)
Source: RefSeq, a predicted model, not a curated record